Molecule: messenger RNA, 1839 nt
Organism: Mesorhabditis spiculigera
Lineage: Eukaryota; Metazoa; Nematoda; Chromadorea; Rhabditida; Rhabditidae
Source: the annotation of a GenBank genome assembly
AUGAUCUAUUUGGAAUCCUGUUUUUACUGUACGUCACGAUACGCCCUUACACUGUCCGGGUAUACGGGAAUCGGAGCGACGUCGAUCAUCUUUGUCGUCGCGUCGAUCGUGUCGUUUUGUUUGAAGACGCAUCCGGCGUUACGAAUUCCCACCGUUGAAGUCCUGCAAGUCAACGCUACGUCUCCACUUUUUGUAUCGAAGAUGGUGACGAGACCCCACCCCUACUUUUUCUACGUCGAACUCGUGUGCAACAUCUGGUUUUCGGCCGAAUUUUUUGUGCGGAUAUUGUGCUGCCCGCAGGUAACGAGCUUCAUCCGGAAUCCGAUCAACAUCAUCGACUUGAUCGCCACGAUCUCAUUUUACGUCGACUGGACGCUGGACAAGGCGUUGAGCAAUCGAGACUCGGUCGAAUUCUUCUCGAUUAUCCGCAUCCUCCGGCUCUUCAAGCUCACCCAGCACUCGCUUGGCCUCAAAAUAUUGAUCGCCACCUUUAAGGCGUCAGCUCAGGAAUUGUUCUUGCUCGUCUUUUUCGUCUGCCUAGGAAUUGUCAUUUUUGCCGCGCUUGUCUAUUACGCUGAGCGUCUCACUUAUAACCCGGGUAACCAAUUCGACUCGAUUCCCGUCGGGCUUUGGUGGGCUGUGAUUACGAUUUGUACGAUUGGGUUUGGAGACUUGGUGCCAAAAACGUGGCUAGGUAUGGCGGUCGGCUCCGUCUGCGCACUAAUGGGUGUGCUGACGAUCGCUCUCCCAGUUCCGGUCAUCGUCUCCAAUUUUGCUAUGUUCUACUCCCACGCCCAGGCUAGAUCCAAACUGCCGAAAAAACGCCGACGAGUCCUCCAACCGCACGAAAUUAAGCCCAUCGUCGGCCGGCAAACGACGGCCGUUUUGUUAGGGCAACUGGCCCCAAAUUCGAACAAUGACGGCGAGACGAGCUCCGAAAAAGACUUGGAAGACCUGAGCGACUUAAGGGUCAAUCAGGAGCCUACGGAGACUCCAGACGUCCCUGAAAAAGAGCCUAUCGACUUUGAGCCGCUGCUCCAACGGCUAGAAGCCAUUUUGGACGCGCGGAUCGGGAAAGUCGAGCAGAACAUUGAGGGAAAUGUGUCGGCGACGAUCGAUAGGCAAAUGGCCAUGGAGAACUGGGAACCCACUGAAAAUAUGCAAAUUCAAGAGCAGGAGCCAAAAACUGCGGAGUCGAGCUCGGGAAAAUCGUCCCAUCUGAUCGACGAAGAAGAAAAAGAAUCAGCAGAACACUCUCGAGACGAAAAUCCGGCUACGCAUAACUCCGAAGAGCGCAACUUUAUCACCGAGGAGUCGGAGACUCCAAGACCACCAAAAAUUCCUCAGCAGGUGGCCGCCGGAAAACCGAUGACAAAUCAACCCGAAAAGUCGAAAAAUUCGGAAUUCCUUCCAAUCGGAAAAGACGGCCCGAAACCGUCGGACAACCUGGAGACGAGCGAUUUUUUGGAGUCAGAUGUGGCAAAGGAUGUCAGGGGCAGCGGAGUCGAAAUAUUCGAAGGGAAAGAACACGGAAAGCCCGGGACCCAGGGCCCCUCAAAAGCCCAAAUCGAGCAGAUCGAGUCCGAGCUUGUCAACGGACCAGCCAGGGCUGAUCUCCAGGGUGGAGCUACAACCGGCGGAAAGUACCAACCAGGCCGAGGAAUGGUCUCGAAAUCAGGGAUCCACGGAAGUAGUGGCUCCCCCUCCAGUCAGGAUCUCGACUCGAUAGGCGCCUUCCAGGCGCCCUGGAACUUUGAUAAGGUCCAGCUUCGAGGAGACACCGGCGGUCAUCCCGAUCUCGUCACAGCCGCCGCGCCCCCUGAAAAUAAAGUCGGAAAA